UAUCGCUGAAACCGGUAUUCUGGGUCACUUUCUGGUUUUUAUCUAGUAUUUUUCAUGGAGUGUGUUUUUGCCCUGUCUCACCUAGCCGCCAUCUUAGCUUCUCCUCUGAGGUUAUCUUUUUUAUGUAGUUGUUUUUUUGUUUAUCAUCUGGCUUUGCCUCACUGGAAAGUUGGGGCCUUGUCUGCUUUGUGCACCUCUGUAUUCAGAUACAUUGAGCCAGGCCUGGCACAUAAAAAGAGCUCAGUAAAUUAGUUGAAUUAAUAAUAGUAUUAUGUAGUAUGUAUGUUGUAUGAAUGAGCAAAGCUUUGUUUUAGGAAGCUUAGUCUAGCAGCAGUAUAUGAGAUGGAUUUGGAAGAUGUGACAGGAAGAAGAAAUACCACUUGGAAAUAUAUUAGGGUCUUUAAUUAGCAUGGUACAGAAACUGACUAACUUUAAUAGGAAAAAAAAAUUGAUUAUAAAGCUAUACAGUUGCUCUUAGGAUUUAAGGAGAAGCUAAAAAAUUGAGCUGGAAAGGGCAAAAGCCAAAGUAACUCAAGGAAUCUGUGUAACAGGCACUGGUGGGCUGCAUUGUCAGGCCACCACUGAGAUAAAUCAGCUCCACUCAUUUGCUGCCUUCAUUCUUCUCUGGGCGCCUAUUUCAGGGAGAAAGUAUCCAAGUGACUUGACGUUGGUUGUGUGCCUGCCCCUGAGCUAGGGGAGAGCAGUGCAUCCAACUUUAUUCAGUAGGACAAGGGAAGUUCUUCCAAAGCAAAAUCAAGGGGCCGCUACAAGAGGAGGAGGAAUGGCUGCUGGGUGGCCAGAAUAAACCAACAGAAGUCUUUGCCAGAGGCUGCGUGACAAACUCAAGUGCAGGUUGAGAGCCUGAACUAUGUUAUAGUAGAGGGAUUUGGCUAGAUGCGGCAGAGAACACACCUUAAAGCAAACUCACCCCUCUCUACAGAGACUGAAAAUGCAGUGAGAUGAAACACAAGGUAGUAGCAUUGCUACUCUGGAGGGAUUGGGUAAACUACUCCACCUUUGAAAUCCGAGAAAGUUUAGAUAAUUUCUGGAGAUUAUCUAAUGAGAUGAUGAUGAGACAUAAACUCAGAGCCAACUUCCCUUCACCAUCCAUAGUAAAAUCAAAUGGAUCCAAAUGGUCUAAAUCCAGAGAUGAGGCUUAGGGGAUGAACUCUGUGUGUGUGUGUGUGUGUGUGCGCGCGCACGUGCACGUGAAUGUUUCCUUGCAUUAGUCAAAUGUAGAUACUUUGGAUUUUGUUUAACAAGGUGUUUGCCUUGUGGUUUGCACAGUCCCCCCUUUUUCCAGUAUCAUGGCUAGAACUAUGUAAGCAGUCCCCAGCAUUCCAAAGUGUCGUGUGCCCACAGUUCAGUACUAGGUUAGUUCUUUGGAUAUCAAGACACAUUUUCCACUUCUGGUAGUAAGGGGUGUGUGGGCUUGUCUUGGAGCCAAUUUAUUUUAUAAUGUACCUCAGCUAUGAGACCAGCCUGCGUUUCAGUCUCUAAAGUUUGAACAUAGGUGAUGUUUCUUUGGCAUCUUCUCAUGACCCUUUCUUGGCCCCACCCUCAUGUCCUAGUGUCCUUUUACCCAAGUGCCUAGAUUGCUCAUGAUUGGGCCUAGCUUUCUGCUGCAGCUUCUAUCCCCAGGAUGCUCUGUGUUCCCAAAUUGCCUGGCUUUUCUCUAUCUCCUCAAAAAUUGUAACUCCCUGCAACUGCUCCAACACUAGGUAUAAAGAAGAAAGAAUUCACAUUGAAUUAAUGUAUAUAGUAUACGUAUUCUGCCCCCUUCCCAGCAUUUGGUACCUGUGGAUGGGGUCUAUUUGAGGGCAUGAUAUGAAAUAACUUUCCAGAACCCAGGUGUGAAGGGCUUUAUAGCCAUUCUAGGGAAUUGGUUCUUCAGGCCAGGGCAAGCCUUCAGGAAUUUUGAAGCCCUGGCAAGAUCAGAUGAGUGUUUCUGAGAAAUGUCUGUGGUAGAAAUGGGAAGAAUGGAACCUUUGCAACUUUGUAAUAGUUGAAUGAUGAGGCCCAAACCUUUCCUGAUGACCCCACUGUCACUUGCCCACCCUUCUACUCCCAGGCCAAAUUAAUUGUUUCCUGAAGUCAGGAUUCUCAUAGAGCUUUUUGUUUAAUUUUUCAUGUCUGUCUCUCCCACUGAAAUGUCUGCUACUGGAGGACGAGACACUGAUCUUAGCUUACUCAUCUCUGUAUCACCAGCACCUUUUGUGAGGUGUGACAUACAGCAAAAAGGAAGAGACGAAGGAAAUAAAAUGUGUACUUGCAGUGGGGGAAGUGCUGGAUAUACCAGAACGUGCAAGUGUAUUAUGUCUUUUGUCUUUCACAAAAAUCCCAUGUGGUAGGGAGUGUUAGCCCUACUUCCCAGGUAAGGGAGCCCACUCUACCAUGGUACACGCCUGACAGAGACAAGUAGACUGGUUUCGUAGACUUCUUCAUGGUGCUGUGCUGUCUUCCUUGAACUGUUAGUCAUAAAGAUUCUCUCCUUUUGAAAUUUCAGGAAACAACAUGAAAUAGCAUUCAGGCAGCGUUUGGGAAGACUUGGUGUGCACGGAUCCUAGUGAUAAACCUUUACAAUGGAGGGAUUACUGCAUUACAUAAAUCCAGCGCAUGCCAUUUCUCUCCUAAGUGCUCUAAAUGAGGAACGCCUCAAAGGACAGCUGUGUGAUGUGCUUCUGAUCGUGGGAGAUCAAAAGUUCCGAGCCCAUAAAAAUGUCUUGGCUGCCAGCAGUGAAUACUUCCAGAGUUUAUUCACAAAUAAGGAGAAUGAGUCACAAACUGUAUUUCAGCUUGACUUUUGUGAACCAGAUGCUUUUGAUAAUGUUUUAAACUACAUUUAUUCCUCAUCUUUAUUUGUGGAGAAAAGCGGCCUUGCUGCUGUGCAAGAACUUGGAUAUAGCCUUGGGAUUUCCUUUCUGACGAACAUUGUUUCUAAAACACCUCAAGCCCCCUUUCCAACAUGUCCCAAUAGAAGAAAAUUCUUCAUAGAAGAUGAUGAAAGCAGUUCUCAAAAGAGAAGUGUCAUCGUUUGUCAAAGUAGAAAUGAAGCACAAGGAAAAACUGUGAGUCAGAAUCAACUGGAACUAAGCCAUACUGCCAGGUCCUCACCUGGCACAGCCGCCAGGACCAGCACCAGUAAACCCCAUGCUCCAGAACCCAUUGAGCCACCUCACAAUUUGUCAUUAAGUGAAAAGAGUUGGCCAAAAGACGCUUCUGUGGGAUAUGCAAAGUCUCUUGAGCAUUCUGGAUCUUUGGAUGAUCCUAAUGGAAGCGAUUUGGUAAAAAGAAAUGCAGUCUUGCCAUCGAAGCCUCUACCAGACAGAGAAGCAGCUGUGGAUAAUAAGCCAGGUGUGAGUGGUCAGCUUCCAAAAGGAAAAGCCAUAGAGCUGGCUUUGAAGAAACCACGGCCACCUGUUUUGUCACUCCGCAGCUCAUCAGAGGCUCCCUAUCUAUUGAAAGAAACUAACAAAGGAAGUGGUCAAGGCAAGGAUAGGAACUUACUGUACUACUCAAAGUUAGGCUUGGUGAUCCCUUCCAGUGGGCCUGGGUCCGGAAACCAAAGCAUUGACAAGAGUGGGCCACUUGUCAAGAGUCUCCUCAGACGGUCACUGUCGAUGGACAGCCAGGUUCCCAUAUAUUCACCCUCACUGGACUUGAAGUCUUCCCAGGUAGCCUCUUCAGUAUUGAGUGAUGCUCCAGGGAAUGCAUUCUGUGCUUUAUCUCAAAAGUCAUCUUUAAAACCUUGUAGUGAAAACCCUACCCUGGAAGCCAGGACUCAGGCCCUACAGCCACACCGCCUUAGGUCCUUUAGCGCGUCUCAGUCAACAGACAGGGAGGGUGCCUCACCUGUCACAGAGGUGCGGAUAAAAACGGAGCCCAGCAGCCCUCUCUCAGACCCUUCUGACAUCAUCAGAGUCACCGUGGGUGAUGCAGCGGCUGCCACAGGAGCAGCGUCCUCGUCAUCAGCCACCAGGGACUUUGCUCUGAAAAGAGAGGACGACCAGAAGGAAAUGAGCAGGCUCCCAGCAAAGCGGAGGUUUCAGGCUGACCGAAGAUUGCCAUUUAAAAAGUUAAAGGUAAAUGAGCGCGGAUCUCCUGUAUCAGAAGAUAAUUUUGAGGAAGGCUCAAGCCCAGCUCUCCUCGAUGGAGAUUUUCCAGGUUCCGAAUUGAACAAAGAUGAAUUUGGUGAGUUGGAGGGAACAAGACCAAACAAAAAAUUUAAAUGUAAACAUUGCCUUAAGAUCUUCCGAUCAACUGCGGGUCUUCACCGUCACAUUAAUAUGUACCAUAACCCAGAAAAGCCCUAUGCCUGUGACAUCUGCCACAAGAGAUUCCACACCAACUUCAAAGUGUGGACACACUGUCAGACCCAGCAUGGCGUGGUGAAGAACCCAUCGCCAGCCUCUGGGUCCCAUGCUGUUUUGGAUGAAAAGUUCCAAAGAAAGCUGAUUGACAUAGUGAGAGAGCGAGAAAUUAAAAAGGCCCUGAUCAUUAAGUUAAGGCGUGGCAAGCCUGGUUUUCAGGGACAAGCUAGUUCCCAGGCACAACAAGUCAUCAAGAGGAACUUACGAUCGAGAGCCAAAGGAGCCUACAUUUGCAUUUAUUGUGGAAAAGCUUAUCGUUUUCUCUCCCAGUUUAAACAGCACAUAAAAAUGCACCCAGGGGAAAAGCCUCUUGGAGUAAAUAAAGUUCCUAAGCCCAAAGAACAUGCUCCUCUGGCAAGUCCAGUAGAAAACAAGGAGGUUUACCAGUGCCGCCUCUGUAACGCUAAGCUCUCUUCUCUUCUAGAACAAGGAAACCACGAGAGAUUAUGCAGAAAUGCAACCGUUUGUCCUUACUGCAGCCUCAGGUUUUUCUCGCCAGAGCUGAAGCACGCGCACGAGAGCAAAUGUGAGUAUAAGAAGCUGACCUGUCUUGAGUGUAUGCGCACCUUCAAGUCCUCUUUUAGCAUCUGGCGGCACCAAGUUGAAGUCCACAAUCAGAACACCAUGGCGCCCACCGAGAACUUCUCCUUACCUGUUCUUGACCACAAUGGGGAAGUGACGGGCACUUCGAGGCCCCAGCCUCAGUCUGAGCCUAAUAAAGUCAACCACGUCGUGGCAACAAAAGAUGAUAACGUGUUCAGCGACUCUUCAGAGCAAAUUAACUUUGAUUCAGAAGAUUCUUCCUGCCUCCCUGAAGACCUUAGUCUUUCUAAGCAGCUUAAAAUCCAAGUCAAAGAGGAGCCCGUGGAAGACGCUGAGGAAGAGGCACCCGAGACCAGCGCAGCCCCCAAAGAAACCAGCGCCAGUAAAGACGCCAGCCUGUGGCCCUGCGAGAAGUGUGGGAAGAUGUUCACGGUGCACAAGCAACUGGAGCGCCACCAGGAGCUCUUGUGUUCCGUGAAACCAUUCGUUUGUCAUGUUUGCAACAAAGCUUUCCGCACGAAUUUUCGGCUCUGGAGUCACUUCCAGUCUCAUAUGUCUCAGACCUCAGAGGAGUCGGGGCACACGGAACCAGACGCGUGCCCUGGACGGGCAAACUCUCCCUCCCCACCUCCGCUGCCGCCGCCGCCUCCACUGCCCAAGAUCCAGCCCUUAGAGCCCGACACACCAACUGGCUCGUCCGAAAACCCGACCCUGGCCACGGAGAAAUUGUUUGUACCCCAAGAAUCAGACACACUUUUUUACCAUGCCCCGCCCCUUUCAGCAAUCACAUUUAAAAGACAGUUUAUGUGUAAACUUUGUCAUAGGACAUUCAAGACGGCAUUUAGUCUUUGGAGUCAUGAACAAACCCACAAUUAAAAGACUGACACUUCUUCCCUAUUACGAAAUGGGAAAUGGUUUCCAGAAUUCAGCCUAAAUUGUGAAAUGCGUCAUAAGAAAUAUUUUUUAAAAAAGAAUAAUAAAGGUUGGAAAUUGUUAUGCUUGGAUUUAAAUUUGAGGUAAACUAAUAUUAAUUAGUAAUGUCCUUACUCAAUUUUAGAAAAACUUUAAAAAAUGUUGUAGCUCUGGACCUGAUAGUAACAGAAUUAUUUGAUUUUAUUAAUGUUGACAUUUAUUAAUCUUGGUUGUUUGCAUGGUUCUUCAUUCCGUGGUGUCAGUAUAAUGUUUUAAGUGGAGAUUUUGGUUUUUUUGGUUCUGUUUUUUUUUUGACAGUCUGAAAUUAGUGAAAUACCAUUAAAGUAUUUCUUUUGAUUAUAUCAAACACCUAAGUGAUAGUUAAAUCUUAGCCAUGUUCCUAAGUCCACAAUGUAUCAGGAAGAAGUGAAGUAGUCUGCAGUAUUGAUUUAGAUUUUAGAGUACUUUAGCAAUAAAAAAUGAUAAGCCUCAACUUUAAUAAGUUAUCCUGACACUUGAUAAAAAUAAAUAAUUGGUAUUUUGUGGUCACAUAGAACUUUUUUUGUAUGAAAAUUGUGAGAAACUUAAAUCAGCAAUAGUAAUACUUAGAUUUUUAUAAAAUAACAAACUUGUUCUCAGUCAUUUAAUACAGUUAAUAAGGUCAUAUUCAAAGGAAGACUUGGGAAAUGAAAAUAUGGUUUAUAGAAAGCCUCUAAAGUCAGUUUACAAUACCUGCAUUGUAAUAAAAUACUGCUGAGGUGUGUUAUAUGUUAGCCACAUCAUGGUUCUGAAUCCAGAGUAGCGUUUGAAAGACUGAUUGUUUGAGUUUCCUGAUUUAUGCUGUCACAAUUUGAAGAUCUGAAUGUGCUUGGGACAAAAAACAAAGAUAUAUAUGGCGAUAAUUUUGAAUUUAACAACGUUAGCUGAACAAAUAAGGUUGGAACAGUUAUUUAUGUAGGUUCUGAACACUCAGAGUAAGUACAGCAGCUCUUAAAACUGAGGUACCAUUUACUUCCAGAGACUUUCAAAGCCAGGAAGAAACCCCACACUGCCAUUUCUACUUGCUUUUCAUGAGCAGUGUAUACAAUAUACAGAUUCUCCUGCCUCUUUGUCUUUGGAGAAUGAUUUGUGUCCAUUUUGUAGUUAGGAGUUUUUUCCUCAUGAUACUAGUGGUGGUAAAAUGUCAGUAGUGAAGCCGUUCUGCUGCUUUAAGUUCACAGCUUAAUAUUCCACAAAUAUAUAUUCAAGGGUCCAAAAUUAGUAUUUGCCACUUACUUUGGUCUGUGGAGUUUAGGCCUCUUUUUUUCUAUUUUAUGUAAGUUGUCAUUAAAAGCCUUUCAGUAGGAGUUAUCCAAAGGUCAGUGGGUGUUGCAAAAGGGAGACAGUUUUAUUUCACUUAUCGAAGGGUGGCUUAGAUAGAUAAAAGUAGAAAUACUGUUAAAACCACAAAAUCCUUUUAAAUUAAAACUCAAAGUUUUUUGUUGUUUUUUUGUUUGUUCUGUUUUUUACAAGUUAUUCUUUCAGAGAAACAAAAAGUAACUCCCAUAACUAAGAAAUAAUUUUCUGAGUGCUUAAAUUUGUGUUCUGGCUGAACAGGACCCUGUUUCUGUUUGUCUCCGUACCCACAUGCCUCACCAGUGGCAGGGAAAGUCAUCUUAACUUUUAUUGAAACACAAGCAUUUUCAUGAGAUGCUAAUUGACUUUGUACAUUGUAGAAAUUACAUGUGAAAUUCUGCCUUUUAUUUCAUUUGAAAAAUGAUCAGAACCCCCCAAAUAUUUGAGUACAUCCUAUUUUGUUCUUACUUAAAACGGGUGGAGAACGGAAAGUAAAAUUAAGUUGCAGUUACUGAUUACUGCCAUGUCUAUGUUUUCUUGUGGCAAUCUAUGCAUUUUGAAGACAAAACUAAAGUGUGUGAUUUUAUAUGCAGUGUCAGGGUGGAUUACUGUUGAUUCGUUUCAUUCCCUCUGUAAUGUGGUAUUUCUUACUCUGAACCCCUUGGUAGCUGUCACUUCUUCAAAAGAAGACAGUUUCCCUGGGCGUGACCCCGUACAUGGCUGUCAGGGUGUCUGUAAUGAACCCAUGGUACGCUGUAUCUGGGCAGGCUAAAUUCAGAAUCCUAGGACUUGAACUUUUAUGCUACAUUUUUGAAGAUUUUUUAAUACUAUUAUUAAUCAGUAAAAAAUAUUUUUCAUCUAAGUAUAGACUCUAUGUGUCUUUAGAUUUUAAAAAUGACCAGUGUUUUUGUCUCGUUAGUCCACAUUUUUUGUCUAGGCAAGGAACAUAAGGUAUCAAAUAAAAUUUUGAACCAAAAACAUUUAUAAUGCAGUUCUGGUUUUUCUAUUACUUUUUACACCGUACCUUAAGAGCAUUAGGCUGAAAGAGUUUAUUUUGGUGGUCAGAAAAUAAAAUAUGCUUCCACUCAUGUAGCCAUUUAAAUAUUCAGAAGUAAAAUAAUGAAAGACAUGUUAAUUGCUGUAUUUAGUAAACAGCUUUUUAAAGAAUGUUUAUCUCAGCCAGUAGGGAAAUAUUUAGUGUAACACAAGUUGGUCUUUCAUUGUUGCAAUUCCUUACUUAGCAAGUAAAGAUAUUCUUGUGUUUUUUCUGAUUGUAAUUAAUUUUUGAAAAUGUAGAAAGCUCACUAUUCCUUGUAAGUAUUCUAAGUAUUCAGGAUGCCUGCUUUUUUUAUGCAGUUGUGGAAAGAAUGUAAAAUGCUUUAAUAUAUUCUUUGUUAAUCUGAGAACUUGGUAUUGAACCACUUCCUUGACGUGGGGUUAUGGGGACUAACAACACAAACAUGUAUGUUCUUAUCAGUGGCUCCAAGUAAGCAAUGGAGAUAACAAAUACCAUGCGUUUUUGCAUAGUAAAAAUAUUUCAAGAUUAAUAAAAAUAUUCACCUUUAGAACUAGUUAGAAUUAGUAGGCAUUUAUAAUUUUAUCAAUACGUACAACUAACAAUUCAACAGUGAUGUUGUUUGCAUCGUGGGGGCACAUGUGGUUCUUGGUUUGUUGUUUUGCGAUAUGUUGUUACAAGCCUUCUCUUUUUAAAAAUAUGCCCUAGCACUUAAUCAGUGAUCACUGAAUCCACACGUCGCACCAUUGGUGCUAAUGAGAGUAGAGGGAUUCGGACAAGAAUAAAAAGUGCCCUUUCAUGGAGACCUGAGGCAGCUACGUCAUCCAGACCAAGCAGGCAGUCAGGGUCCGGGUAAACGGCACUCGGACACCCUCGUAAGAAUAAACAUCCUAAGUCGGCCCUUCAUGUCUCUCAAAUUGAGCCUCUUUUGGUGUGUGUAUAUACAAUCAUAAUCUGGAACUUUAAGGGAUAAAAUUAUUUGAAUUUUCUUGCUACAAAAAAUAGAUGUCACUCAUAACAGGUUUCUUUAUAAAUUUGCAUUUACUUAACCAAUGUUGAAAUUUUUAUGAAUCAAUUUGUCAAUUUCUGGUAUUGAGUUUUUUUUGCAAUAUUUGUGAAAUGCAUUAUUGAUUUAAAUAAUGCUAAUAAGUAUUCUUUAAUAAGCACUCUUUAUCCUGAGCUACCAAACUUUUUAGGUUUUGAAAAUAGGGUUUUCUCUGUUGUGGCUUUAGCACUUUAAGAAAUCUAUUGUUUGCAUAAUUUUUAAUAUGUUCAUUUAGUGCUUCUAAGUGUUUUCUAGCUUAUGGUAUGCCAUGUGACAGGAGAAAACUAAGCAAUCCAUGCUUAGAUUUUGGAGGAGAAAGAAAUGAAUUAAUGUCAGGUUUUUGAAAAACAAAAAUCCUUUUAGAGAGAACCUUUUGGGAACCAAAGUAAAUCUUUAAUAAUUGUAAAUCUUUAAAUAAUUGAAUUCAGUGCUCUGUAGUCGUUUGUAAGUGCAGUCCAGAUUUUCCACAAGGUUACACUUGGUUAAUACUAAUUUUCAAAAAGUUUAGUUUCUUACUGACAUUAAUCCAAAACUAUUUCAAGGUUUUCAUUGAAUAAAUGUUUAUUGUUAAAAACAAAAGAGUAGUUUUAUAAUCGUGUAUAUUUUGUAGUCAUAUGUCUCAGUAGAAUAAAUCACUGUUCAAUUUUAUUUGGGAAUAAGAUUUUUGGACUGAAAAUUCUUAGUAAAAUAGGAUUUUUAUCUACUGUUAAUCCAUUGCUUAUUUGUAUCACAAUUCUGUUGUCUGUUUACUUUGCUUAAAUCUUGACUAAGAAUGAUUGGAGUCAAUAAAUUUGCACUGUACUUUGCUAUGAA
Messenger RNA from Choloepus didactylus (southern two-toed sloth), 10033 nucleotides. It is a transcript of the gene ZBTB21, whose product is annotated as zinc finger and BTB domain containing 21. Lineage: Eukaryota; Metazoa; Chordata; Mammalia; Pilosa; Megalonychidae. Gene Ontology annotation, molecular function: DNA-binding transcription factor activity, RNA polymerase II-specific; protein binding; RNA polymerase II cis-regulatory region sequence-specific DNA binding. Gene Ontology annotation, biological process: negative regulation of DNA-templated transcription; regulation of transcription by RNA polymerase II. The record is from RefSeq and is a predicted model, not a curated record. Bases 2583 to 5789 code for a protein of 1068 amino acids. The transcript is spliced from 2 exons. Gene Ontology annotation, cellular component: nucleus.